Trematomus bernacchii (emerald rockcod) is the source of this 5388-nucleotide messenger RNA. RefSeq names its product glutamate receptor, ionotropic, N-methyl D-aspartate 1a (gene grin1a). Gene Ontology annotation, cellular component: neuron projection; NMDA selective glutamate receptor complex; plasma membrane. Gene Ontology annotation, biological process: regulation of membrane potential; monoatomic ion transport; ionotropic glutamate receptor signaling pathway. The coding region runs from base 592 to 3498 and encodes 968 amino acids. The record is from RefSeq and is a predicted model, not a curated record. Gene Ontology annotation, molecular function: NMDA glutamate receptor activity. Lineage: Eukaryota; Metazoa; Chordata; Actinopteri; Perciformes; Nototheniidae. The transcript is spliced from 23 exons.
AUCUUCAGCAGCAACAGCAGCACGCCAACGCGCAAAAACCAGGAGUGCUGGAGCAGAUACGACGGGAGCGCGCAGUAUAGCACCACGGCGCGCACACACAGCUGUCAGCACCAAGGACAGCAGCCUGCUCAGUUCGGAGCGAGCAGCCAGCGACGCAUCGCGCUGAUCAGUCCGCACACAGCGCACCGAGCAGCGGCUGGAGGAGCGACUCAAGCCCCGGAGGAGAAGCCGCGUGGAGGAUGAUUUAAAUAUUUCUGCAAAAAAAAAAAAACGGUUCUGCAGAGGAGAGCACAAAAAAAAAGAAAGAUGGACAAUGCGGUUUGGAUGUCCACAGUUGACAGGCUGCUCUUAAAAUGAGCAUGCACAUUCCUCCGCAUUGCACAUAAAUCCAUCUUUUAUUUUUGUUGUCUUCUCCUACCUUUUCUGGCCCUCCCCCACCCCACCCCUCGCUCUCACCGCCCACCGCCCACCUGGAUCGUGCAUUGCACGGGGUGAGCCGUGCCUCCGUCCAGAAGCUGGUGGAGCCGACCCGCCACCGGGGAGAAAAGCGACCGGGCUGCACUGAGAGGCUGUUCGCUGGUGGUCCACACGAUGCGUCUGUUUCUGUUGGCGGUGCUCUUCUGGUGCUCCUGCGCGCGGGCCGGCUGUGAGCCGAAGAUCGUGAACAUCGGGGCAGUGCUGAGCCAGAAGAGAUACGAGCAGGUCUUCAAAGAUGCCGUGACCCAGGCCAACCAGGUUUAUGGAAGAGAUAAAUUCAAGCUGACUGCCAUCUCCGUCACGCACAAGCCCAACGCCAUCCAGAUGGCUCUGUCCGUGUGCGAGGACCUCAUCUCCAGUCAGGUCUACGCUAUCCUGGUGAGUCACCCUCCCCAGUCCAAUGACCACCUCACUCCAACGCCUGUCUCCUACACUGCGGGCUUCUACCGCAUCCCCGUGGUGGGGCUCACCACCCGCAUGUCCAUCUACUCCGACAAGAGUAUCCACCUGUCCUUUCUGCGGACAGUCCCUCCGUACUCCCACCAGGCGCACGUGUGGUUCGACUUGAUGCGAGAGUUCAACUGGAACCACAUCAUCCUGAUAGUGAGCGAUGACCACGAGGGGCGCGCUGCUCAAAAGAGGCUGGAGACCCUGCUGGAGGAGAGAGAAACAAAGAAUAAAAAAAGGAACUAUGAAAACCUCGACCAACUGUCCUAUGACAACAAGCGAGGACCUAAGGCAGAGAAAGUCCUCCAGUUCAGCCAGGACACUAACUUAACUGCCCUGCUGCUGGAGGCCAAAGAGCUGGAGGCCCGCGUCAUCAUCCUGUCCGCCAGUGAGGAGGACGCUGCUGCAGUGUACAAGGCUGCCCGCUUCCUCAACAUGACGGGCUCGGGGUACGUGUGGCUGGUGGGCGAGCGGGAGAUGUCGGGUAAAGCCCUGAGCGAGGCGCCAGACGGUCUGAUCGGCCUCCAGCUCAUCAACGGGAAGAAUGAGUCGGCGCAUAUCAAUGAUGCGGUGGCUGUGGUGGCUCAGUCCAUCCAGGAGCUCUUUGAGAAGGAGAAUAUCACUGAACCCCCAAAAGGAUGUGUGGGCAACACCAACAUCUGGAAAACAGGGCCGCUCUUUAAACGGGUUCUGAUGUCGUCUAAAUACCCCGAGGGCCUCACAGGUCGCGUGGAGUUCAAUGACGACGGGGACAGGAAGUACGCCCAUUACAGCAUCCUCAACUACCAGAAGACUCGACUCGUUCAAGUCGGCAUUUACAACGGAACACAGGUGGUAAUGAACAAUCAGCGGAAGAUCAUCUGGCCUGGAGGAGAGACGGAGAAACCACAGGGCUUCCAGAUGUCCACUCGACUAAAGAUAGUGACGAUUCACCAGGAGCCAUUUGUGUAUGUGAAACCAACUCAACCGGAUGGAACAUGCCACGAGGAAAUGACAUUAAAUGGAGUCUUAAUAAAAAAGGUUAUCUGCACUGGGCCCAAUGAGACCAUCCCAGGUAACCUAUCAGGACGCCCAAUUGUUCCCCAAUGUUGUUACGGAUUCUGUGUUGAUCUCCUUAUCAAGUUGGCUAUGACCAUGAACUUCACCUAUGAGGUGCACCUGGUGGCUGAUGGGAAAUUUGGAACACAGGAGCGGGUGAACAACAGUAACAAGAAAGAGUGGAAUGGCAUGAUGGGAGAGCUCCUGGGGGGCCUGGCUGACAUGAUUGUAGCCCCGCUGACUAUUAACAACGAACGAGCCCAGUACAUCGAAUUCUCCAAGCCCUUUAAAUAUCAAGGUCUCACCAUCCUUGUUAAAAAGGAAAUACCUCGCAGUACACUGGACUCGUUCAUGCAGCCGUUCCAAAGCACGCUGUGGCUGCUGGUGGGUCUUUCGGUGCAUGUGGUGGCGGUGAUGCUUUACCUACUAGACCGGUUCAGCCCGUUUGGAAGAUUUAAAGUAAACAGUGAAGAAGAAGAAGAAGAUGCCCUCACCUUAUCAUCUGCUAUGUGGUUCUCCUGGGGAGUGUUGUUGAACUCCGGUAUUGGAGAAGGUGCACCGCGUAGCUUCUCAGCGAGAAUCCUAGGUAUGGUGUGGGCCGGAUUUGCCAUGAUAAUUGUGGCAUCCUAUACUGCCAACCUGGCUGCCUUCCUGGUGUUGGACCGACCUGAGGAGCGCAUCACCGGCAUCAAUGACCCAAGGCUGAGAAACCCAUCGGACAAGUUCAUCUACGCCACGGUGAAGCAGAGCUCCGUGGACAUCUACUUCCGGCGGCAGGUGGAGCUUAGCACCAUGUACCGCCACAUGGAGAAGCACAACUAUGAGAGUGCCGCCGAGGCUAUCCAGGCUGUGCGUGACAACAAGCUGCAUGCUUUCAUCUGGGACUCUGCGGUGCUGGAGUUUGAAGCUUCGCAGAAGUGCGACCUGGUGACUACGGGAGAGCUGUUUUUCCGUUCGGGCUUUGGCAUAGGCAUGCGCAAGGACAGCCCCUGGAAACAGAAUGUGUCCCUGGCCAUUCUCAGUUCUCAUGAGAAUGGCUUCAUGGAAGACCUAGAUAAAACCUGGGUGAGAUACCAGGAGUGUGACUCAAGGAGCAAUGCCCCAGCCACACUCACCUUUGAAAACAUGGCAGGGGUAUUCAUGCUGGUGGCCGGUGGGAUUGCAGCAGGUAUCUUCCUAAUCUUCAUUGAAAUCGCCUAUAAGCGCCAUAAAGACGCCCGCAGGAAGCAGAUGCAGCUGGCCUUUGCGGCGGUCAAUGUUUGGAGGAAGAACCUGCAGGACAGUAAGGAGGUCUCUGGAAGUCAAGCGAUGGGAGGGACCCCCUCAUUACCCUCUUCCUCUCUAGAGACUCAGGAUGAUAGGAAAAGUGGUAGAGCAGAGCCCGACCCCCAAAAGAAAGCCUCUUUUAGGUCCAUCAGUACCAACCUGGCCUCCAGCAUCAAGAGACGUAGGUCCUCCAAAGACACGCAGUACCCACCUACUGACAUCACGGGCCAGCUCAACUUGUCUGACCCGUCUGUCAGCACCGUGGUUUAAAGAGAGGGGAGACGCCGAGGUCCGCUCCCAGAGGAGAGAGGAAACGAGACGAGGGAAAGAAAAGGAGAGGAAGAAGUGGACGGGGAGAAGGAGAAGGGAGAAGCCAUCUCCUCGUUCCCUUCACCACUCAAGUCGAGGCUUUCAUUUCACCGCCAGUCGAGGGAAGCUUCGGAGGAAACUUGCUUGCUGAAGAAGUGUCUGAAAAACACUGAACUUGCACCUUUUUUGACAGUCAGGAUUACCUGGCGUUAGAUAUUUGUAGGGUCCCUGAGCAUGCACAGAAGAACCCAUCUGACUCACAUAUACAAUCUUUUCUUCUGUAUAUUAGCAAACUUAUUUAACCUUGUUUUUUUGUCAUUUUGCUCACUCACAGAGACUUAAUGUUUGAUGUUCAAAGUUCCUGACCCGCUGUAUAAGUUUAGCAAGCCAGGUUUAGUUAGUUAAGUUUAAGGAAGUACUGUACUUAACAUAUCACUUUAAUUAGGGCUUAAAUACCAUAGUGAUAGGUUUUCCUAACAGCAUAUACCGCAAUACAAGACGUACUGUAAGCUUCAAUCGAUAUCAAUUAUUUUUUAAUGCAAACUACCUAUGUUUUUAUCUACACUUUAAAGGUUUUUAGAAGAUGUUGCUUUCUUUGAGAAGCACUAUUAAUGGCACUAAGGAUAAGGAACUUGUGAAGAUGAUGGGAGCAUGUGAGCGCUUGUAUAUGAAUAAGAGCUUUAUGUAUCUGAAUGAUGACAUUUUUAUUUUGAAGGCUGUAUACCAGAUUCUGUAGUUGUUUUCCCCUUUAAUUGUGUACUUAUCAACCAAAUGCAUGUUUUUGUGUUCUUCUAAGAACUCAAAGACAUUCUGUUAAGCUUAACUGUCAUUCAAAGCAAGGUGCAAGCUGAACUCACUGAAUAUUUGGAGAUCUGAUCAAACAGUUAAUUAAGACUGGUGUUCUUAUGUACGAAAACAUGUUCUCAUUCGUGAGCCAUGUUGCUUUUGGGGGCGCCCUCUCUCUUCCUCUCUCCUGCCGCAGCAGUCUUUCUCAUUUCCUGUCUCUAAGGGGCUGCAUCAAAGGGCCAGGUUUUUAACUUAACCGUCACUCGGUCUUUCAUGCAAAACCUCGUCCAGGCGUAACGCCGGACAGUUUUUCACGAAGGAAACCCGAGUGAAUUCAAAGCAUGGUCUUGGUUAGGCGUAAAAACAGGCCGUUUCCCAUUUUCUGGAGCUGAGAAACCACUGCUGUUUGUUGAAUCACCUCGUGUCUGCUCUCUGGCACUGCAUAGCAUUUUAUGCUGAGGCGUCUCCCAAACAGUCAAAUAAGAAUAUUGAUUAGUCGAGAAACUACAACAGAGUAACAUCAGUCAGACAUAUUAACUUCUCCACUUUAAUUCCACAAUCUUUUCAUUUCACUUCAGAUACAGUAUCUACACAGCCUUUAGAAGAUUAAUAAUGACCUUUGAAACAACUACACAAAGUGCAAAUCAGAAUUUGGUUUUCUAACUCGAACCAGGAGUUUGCUUUCUGAUCAUGUUCUCAUUCUGGCCUUUGCAUGCUUACGUGUUACUAUCAGUGCUUGGGUCUGUUUUUGGAUGCGUGUUGUUGCCGUGUACAGUCAGCUGAGCUGUGUGGAGCACUCCCUGUAAAUAGAUGUGGUGUAGAUAGAUUUGAGGAGAUUGUACCGCUUGUAUUACGACUGCAGCUGAGAAUGUCUAGUAACACACGCUAACAACAGUUGUGAUUCACUGGCAUGAAACAAACACACAAACAAAAACACACACACACACAUACACAUACACACACCAUCACUUGUUUUUCUUACCUUUUCAAGUAAUGGUCUUGCAUUGAAUCAUCUUGUUUAUACAACUGUAAAUAAAAUAUACUUGCAUUGCCAAGUCUACCCAA